Purpureocillium takamizusanense is the source of this 1593-nucleotide messenger RNA. RefSeq lists its product as uncharacterized. Gene Ontology annotation, molecular function: carbohydrate:proton symporter activity. The transcript has 2 exons. The record is from RefSeq and is a predicted model, not a curated record. Lineage: Eukaryota; Fungi; Ascomycota; Sordariomycetes; Hypocreales; Ophiocordycipitaceae. Bases 1 to 1593 code for a protein of 530 amino acids. Gene Ontology annotation, biological process: carbohydrate transport; transmembrane transport. Gene Ontology annotation, cellular component: membrane.
AUGCGCACCUGGCUCGGCCGCGGCCGGUCCCUGCAGGCCGGCAUCACCACCUGCUGCCUCGUCGCCUUUGUCCUCUUUGGCUACGACCAGGGCGUCUUCAGCGGCAUCCUGCAAAAUGCCGACUGGCUCGACCGGUUCCACUACCCGUCCGACACCAAGACGGGCAUUAUUGUUUCGUGCUACAACCUCGGCUGCCUGACGGGGUGCAUAGUCAACUUCUGCAUCGGCGAGCGCCUCGGCCGCCGCCGCACCAUCUGGCUCGCCAUGGGCGUCGUCAUCCUCGGCGCCACCCUCCAGGCCUCGGCCUACAGCGUCGCGCACCUCGUCCUCGGCCGCGUCGUCACCGGCGUCGGCACCGGCAUCAAGACGUCCACCGUGCCGCCCUACCAGGCCGAGCUGUGCGACCGCCAGUCCCGCGGGCGCCUCGUCUCCGCCGAGGUGCUCUUCGUCGGCGUCGGCAUCGUCCUCGCCUACUGGUUCGACUUUGGCAUGAGCUUCGUCGGCGGCGGCGGCGUCGGCUGGCGCCUGCCCCUCGCCUUCCAGGUCGUCUUCGCGCUCGGCAUCGUCGCCCUCGUCUUCGCCCUGCCAGAGUCCCCGCGCUGGCUCUUCAACCACGGCCGCGAGGACGAGGCCGUCGCCGUGCUCUGCGCCGUGCACGACCGCGCGCCCGACGACGACUACAUCGAGUCGGAGCGCCGGGCGAUCCUCGACGCCAUCGCUCUCGAGAGACGCGCGGCGGCGGCGGCGGACGACGACGACGAAUCCUCGUCGGGCCUUGCAGCAGCAGCGUUCGCCGGCGUCUUCCGCCGCGACGAGGUGCGCACCGGCCACCGCGUCCUGCUCGCCUGGGGCAUGCAGUUCAUGAACCAGGUGGGCGGCAUCAACCUCGUCGUCUACUACAUCCCCUCGGUGCUGGUGCAAAACGUCGGCAUGGAUCCGCAGCUCGCACAGAUCCUCGGCGGCUGCAUCAACAUGAUGUUCAUGAUCGGCUCGCUGCUCCCGACCUUUGCGCUCGACCGCAUGGGUCGCCGCAAGACCAUGAUGUGGGGGUCGCUCGGCCUCGGGCUCAGCAUGCUCAUGAUCGCGGCCCUCCUCUCGCAGGCCUCCCCCGGGAACACCUCGCCGCGCGCCCACGCCUUCGCCUCCGCGUCCGUCGCCUUCUUCUUCACCUACAUGCUCGUCUUCGGCGGCAGCGUCAACUGCGUCCCCUGGGUGUACGUGGCCGAGAUCCUGCCCCUCGCGGCGCGCACCCGCGGGGCCGCCAUCGGCGUCAGCUCCAACUGGCUGUGGAACUUCGCCAUCGUCAUGAUCACGCCCAUCAUCAUCAACAGGCUGCAGUGGAAGGCCUACCUCAUCUUCACCGCCACCAACCUGCUCUUUGUGCCGACCGUCUACUUCUUCUACCCGGAGACGAGCAACAUCCAGCUCGAGGACAUUGACCACGUCUUCUCGCAGGGCGGCAACCCCGUGGCCGUGGCGCGGAAGCUGCAGAGGGACAUGCGCCGCAGGGAGCGAGACGCCGGGCCGUCGGAGGUGGGCCAGGUGGAGAAGUCGCGAGCAGGCGUUGAGAUGCACGAGGAUUUAUCGCGCUGA